AACCUUAAGUGUAACGAUUAUACAAAAUGGAGUCGUGCGAGUGGUAACAGACGAGUUCUGAGUCACGUAGUUUUGGCUCAAUAGCAUAAAACCACUGAUAACAAGAUGCACGUAAGAUGGAUGUUUUAAAGUUUGAUAUUUUUUUUGUUUCGUGUAUGAUUUCUCUAUACUUUAGUUAUCGUUUCUGUGAGGUUGCAAACAAUUAGUUUCAUUAUACAAGAUUGAGAAUUUUGAAACGAACUUCUGGUUGUACGUUGUUUUUGUUUUGUUUUUCUUCUAACCAUCCUAAUAAAUAUCUACUAUUAUUUUGAUAUUGGUUGAGAAGAUAUAGGAUAAUCUUAAUAAAUUUCCUAAUCAUUUUCGAACAUCAGUGCCGUAUAGUAGACCAUUACUGUUGAUUUUCAGUACAAUGAAAGAUUUCAGACUGUCAUCUUGGAAACUUAUUAGUACAUCCUUUGAUGCAUGUAACAGACAAACGUCCUCAAUACGACUACUUUGUGUAGUCGUGAUAGUUUUGGUUAACGUAUCAUUAAGUGUAUGUGUACCAGAGGACAAUGUAUUGAUCAUGAAUGAUGUUUCUCAUAUCAGAAAGAGAGCUUCACAGGAAACGAAAAACAAAAUGAUUCGAAUGUUAGUCUUGGCGCCAGAAGAUACAACAUACCCAUAUUCGCUCUUUAAAGUGUCAGCGGCUGUUUAUUAUGCAAUCGAUAAGUUGGAGGCACAAGGCAGCAACGGUCCUCUCGGAGGACGCUCAGUGAGAGCAUAUAGCAAAAAUACUAAAUGCUCCUCAACUUACGGUCCCUUAGCGGCAUUAGACUCUUACUACGCUAAUGAAGUUGAUGUCUUUCUUGGACCAUUUUGUCCCUUUGUCCUUAACCCUUUAUUUCUAUACACCGCUGUCUGGGAUAUUCCAAUACUAACUGCUGGAGGUCAGAAUGAAGAGUUUGUUAAAGAGAAAAAUACGCCUCACGCUCUUCUGACCAGAAUGAACGGAAUGUAUAAUCAAAUUGGUAAAAUGAUUCUAGAAUUUACUCGUAAGUUCCACUGGAAGGUAAUUGGGCUCCUCUACCAUGACGUUAAAAAUCGUAACAUAAAAAACUCUGACUGUUACUUUACUAUGAGUUCUAUCAGAUCAAAUAUUAUAAAGGAUGCGGUGGUCAGUUCAGAAUGGUUUGACGAAAACGAUUCAAACACAAAGUAUACGGAUAUUCUUAGGAACAUGGCCAAGCAUUCAAGGGCCUAACUGACGAGUUCUGGUAUUGUAAUAAAAGCCUAUUUGGCAGUGAUUUGUGG
Molecule: messenger RNA, 1293 nt
Organism: Limulus polyphemus (Atlantic horseshoe crab)
Lineage: Eukaryota; Metazoa; Arthropoda; Merostomata; Xiphosura; Limulidae
Product: atrial natriuretic peptide receptor 3-like
Exons: 2
Coding region: 410-1243 (277 amino acids)
Molecular function (GO): peptide hormone binding; signaling receptor activity
Source: RefSeq, a predicted model, not a curated record